AGAAGAAGAGUGGGAAGGAAGGCUAGAAGUUUGUCAUAAUGGAAGAUGGGGAACUGUUGGUGUAAGUGAGAAUGAACAGUGGUCCCAUUUUAACAAUGAGACUAUUUGUGGUUACUUUGGAUAUGAGGCAACUAAUAGUAGUAGCUUGUCUGCAUCAGAGCUUCAAUCACUCUCAAGGCCUGUCUUUUGGAGUGGAGUUGACUGCUCAUCCACUCAUUAUCACUAGUUGAUUGCUACAAAGACGAAUAUUCAGGAAAACUGAUGACGUUAAAGAUGUUGUAAUCACCUGUAAACCAUCAUCAUGUAGAGAAGGAGAGCUGAGAUUAAGGGGAGAAGAUUCAAAUGGUAGUGGAAGACUGGAAAUGUGCUACAACAAACAAUGGACUACAAUUCAUGCUGAUGGCUGGUCCUUCAUUGAGACAAAAGUAGCCUGUGGACAGAUGAAUUUUUCGGCAGAAGGUGCUACAUUUUCAAAGACAGGACGUGGGGCAAUAGAAGCUGUAAAGUUUACCCAAUUUAGUUGCUCUGAUUCAAACAAAAGACUUAUCGAUUGUUCCCACCCUAUGUAUAAGUCAGAUGGGCGCCAUAAUGUGCUCGAAGUAAAUGUUGUUACUAUAACUUGCACACCUAUUGAACAAACUCAAGAUAGUACUGACUCUACCAUGUCAACUCAAACUAGUCCUGACCCAACCAUGUCAGCAGCACUCUCAAUAGGGAUUAUUUGUGUGGUAUUAUUGAUUGGGAUCAUUGUCGCAUACUUUGUCAUACAGUUUAUCCGAAAGAGAAAACAAAACUCAGAAAGGUAUGCCUCAAUCCCUUAUUAC
Geodia barretti is the source of this 824-nucleotide messenger RNA. NCBI's taxonomy places the organism in Eukaryota, Metazoa, Porifera, Demospongiae, Tetractinellida, Geodiidae. The record is from the annotation of a GenBank genome assembly.